UCAAGCCCGGCGCCGCUAGGGAGGCUGCGGGUUCGCUGGGCCCGCCUGGCCGAGCCAAGCGAGAGAAAUGGUACCCGCCCCGCCGCUCGCCGGUUGAAGAGGGGCCGCCCUGGCCGGGUGGCAUGCCAGCCGCGGCGCGGGGCGCAGGCCAAAAGGGGCGUAUCGUCGUCCCGUUCUGCGGCUGGAUGUCGACUCCGGAGGAUGAGGAGAGGCUCUCGCCGCUCGCCCAGAGAUGGCCACGCGCUAGCAAGUUCCUCCUGUCGGGCUGCGCGGCCACCGUGGCCGAGCUAGCAACCUUUCCCCUUGAUCUCAUAAAAACUCGACUCCAAAUACAAGGAGAAGCUGCCCUUGCUCGGUUGGGAGAUGGUGCAAGAGAGUCUGCUCCCUAUAGGGGCAUGGUGCGCACGGCCCUGGGGAUUGUCCAAGAGGAAGGCUUUCUAAAGCUCUGGCAAGGAGUGACACCUGCCAUUUACAGACACAUAGUGUACUCUGGAGGUCGAAUGGUCACUUAUGAACAUCUCCGUGAAGUUGUGUUUGGCAAAAGUGAAGAUAAGCAUUAUCCCCUUUGGAAGUCAGUGAUUGGAGGGAUGAUGGCUGGUGUUGUUGGCCAAUUUUUAGCCAAUCCAACUGACCUAGUGAAGGUUCAGAUGCAAAUGGAAGGAAAAAGGAAACUUGAAGGAAAACCACUGAGAUUUCGUGGUGUGCAUCACGCAUUUGCAAAAAUCUUAGCUGAAGGAGGAAUACGUGGGCUUUGGGCAGGCUGGGUUCCCAAUAUACAAAGAGCAGCGCUGGUGAAUAUGGGAGAUUUAACCACUUACGACACAGUGAAACACUACUUGGUGUUGAAUACACCACUUGAAGACAAUAUCAUGACUCAUGGCUUAUCAAGUUUAUGUUCCGGACUGGUAGCUUCUAUUCUGGGAACACCCGCUGAUGUCAUCAAAAGCCGAAUAAUGAAUCAACCACGAGAUAAACAAGGAAGGGGCCUUCUGUAUAAAUCAUCAACUGACUGCUUGAUUCAGGCUGUUCAAGGAGAAGGAUUCAUGAGUCUCUAUAAAGGCUUUUUACCAUCUUGGCUGCGAAUGACCCCUUGGUCACUGGUGUUCUGGCUUACUUAUGAAAAAAUCAGAGAGAUGAGUGGAGUCAGUCCAUUUUAAGCCCUUAAAGAUGCAGCCCUUAAAGAUGCAGUGUUCAGUAUCAGUGAAAUGCGAGCAUCUGCAACACACCCCUAUCAUUCCUACCUCUUUAGGAAGACACCCUUCUCCACAGAGACCGUGAUUUAUAGGGGGCAGCACUUUAUUUUUAUCUGGAAACCCAAGUUCUCUUUGACUCCUCUUUUUGUUCAAAAGCAAUCUGAUUGGAUCACACAAGGCCACCCAAUGAGACCCAGCACAGCGUUUUCUAAGGAAGAACCGAAUCCUGACCACUUAACCUUGAACGAAAAGAUUUGACCUUCGAGAUGCUAUUCUAUACUGAAGAGCCUGCUUAGAGGAGAAAGUGCCGGAAGGGACACAGCCUCUCAGACCCGAAGCAGACAAUAGAAAUGUGGAAAAAUACAUACAUACACAGUGACCAAGGAACAUGUUUAACCUGUGGUGUCAGAAUUUAUGACUGAAAUUUGAUAAUUCACUUUUCUGUUGUCGUUCAAGUGGGCAUACUAUAAAUUAAAGGGAGGUGAAUGAAUAUAAACAUUUUGAGAUUUCCCUAGUGUUGAAGGAAGUUGAUGUACCUUUUCUUGCCAGGAGAAUGAAAAAAAAUCAAGUUGAGAUGAUGUUUGGAUCUCAAGGGAAGAAGCUGUUUUCUGCCAAUGCCCUGUGGUUAGUUGAUCUGUGUUCACUGGUUAGCUGUCCGCCACACACGCUAAGCACUUCCCAACAUCCACAGACCGCAUCUUGAUGAAAACAGAAAAGAGUGUUUGCUUUGUGGCAUAUCCCAUUCCAGCUUGAAUUUGUCGCUAGCUCUCAAGAACCUCAAUAUAUGAAAAACGCAGCUUAUUUGAUUAAAGCUCAGGUGGACAGGUCCUUUCAAUAAAGAAACAUCUGUUAUCAUCACCCUCUCAGUGGCAUUUUAAAAGCAAAGCUAAGAUGAAGUCAGCUGACGUACAUCCUUUCUUAACCUCCCCUUCCCUAACACUGGGGGCCCUAGAGAAAGAUAACUCAGAAAUCACACUAAAGCUGUCUCUAGCCUGAGUCUUACUCAAUUUGACAGAGCCUCCUGCCUAAACAGUGAAAAGUAUCAACUGCCUAUGGUGUAUAGUUAUGUCUCCAAUCACUGAAUCACAUCCCUUUUCUUAGAAAGGUGAGAGAUUUCUUCAGAUUCACCUCUGUACCACCUGUUCUCCCAGCCUCAGGCCGUGGGCGUUUCUGGAUGGAUGGCUACAGUUAUGGGUAGAGGCUGUAACUGUCAACAUAGGAAAACUCCAAAAGCUCAGACCCAAGAAAGAGCUUGGAGCUGACCAAACAGGAUUUAUCAUGGGCAUGGAUGGUUUUGAACAAAAAAAAGUUUACAAGUGCUCUGUGGUUGCACUAAUGUAUAAUCACUGCCAUUUAAGAGGAGAAGUAUACUUUAAAAUAUAUUUUAAUGUGAUGUACCAAUAUUCAGUGACUUGUUUUUUUUAAUAGAAUUUACAAAGUGUGGAGUGUAAUGUCUUAAAAUCCUUAGGUGGUCUACUUUUCCAUUGCAUUUGUCAAUCUGUACGAAUUGAGUUGUUAAAUAUAUUUAAAAUAAUAUUAUGUACGUAAGUUCUCAAGUGUUCUG
Messenger RNA from Hippopotamus amphibius kiboko, 2757 nucleotides. RefSeq names its product solute carrier family 25 member 27 (gene SLC25A27). The transcript has 9 exons. Bases 123 to 1157 code for a protein of 344 amino acids. Lineage: Eukaryota; Metazoa; Chordata; Mammalia; Artiodactyla; Hippopotamidae. The record is from RefSeq and is a predicted model, not a curated record. Gene Ontology annotation, biological process: response to cold.